Molecule: messenger RNA, 809 nt
Organism: Zonotrichia leucophrys gambelii
Lineage: Eukaryota; Metazoa; Chordata; Aves; Passeriformes; Passerellidae
Product: serine/threonine-protein kinase PAK 3-like
Exons: 4
Coding region: 26-427 (133 amino acids)
Biological process (GO): intracellular signal transduction; regulation of axonogenesis; regulation of MAPK cascade
Cellular component (GO): cytoplasm
Molecular function (GO): protein serine/threonine kinase activity; ATP binding
Source: RefSeq, a predicted model, not a curated record
UGUGGGUGAGGAAUUGUCCCUGGUUAUGGAGUACAUGGAUGGAGGCACUCUGAGCAAUGUCAUCAGCAAGACCUACUUGUCAGAAGAUGAGAUGGCAGCCAUCAGUCGGGAGUGCCUGCAAGGACUGGAUUUUCUUCAUUCAAACCAUGUUAUCCACCAAGAUGUGAAGAGCAGAAACAUCCUUCUCAGAACCGACGGCUCUGUCAAGCUGGCUGACUUUGGCCUCUUUGCUCAGCUCAGCCCUGAGCAGGGCAGACGGAGCUCCGUGGAUGGCGCUGCUGGGUGGCUGGCGCCUGAAGUGGUGACAGGUCAACCAUGUGGCCCCAAAGUGGACAUAUGGUCUUUGGGAAUCGUGGGCAUUGAAAUGGUGGAACGAGAAGUUCCUUCCUGGAAUGCAACUCCUGUCUUGAGACAACAGGACACCUAAAGCCCCAAGAGAAGAAUUCUUCCAUCCUUAUUGGAAAAGACCAACUUUCUUCCACCUCCUUCCUGACUUUGAGGAGCCAACAAGAUUAAUGGGGAGAACUUGACAAUAACCAGACAACACCCUUUGUUUGAAAAGAAUUUAUGGAUCAUGCAUGAGAUAUAUGAAUAUGCAACAGGCUAUUGCUUUUAAGGGCUAAUCCUUUGUUAGCCUGUGUGUUUUCGGGGCAUAAUUGCCCAGGAGGCACCAGGACUGUCCGUAUGUCUUUGUUUUUAUUGUCCUUUAUGUUCUAACUGUUCUAACUCUGAAUGUCCAAAUUCUUAUUACUCUUUUAUUACUAUCUUAAUAACCAUUUUAUUGCUAUUAAACUUUAAAAAUUUUGAAA